UAUAGCUUCCAAUGCAGUCAACUCAAAAAUGGAUUCACAAUCUGUACAAAACAACGCAGCUGUGAGAUCCAAAAUUUCCCGUUUUCGUGGAAUAAUCUGACGUAGUAUGGAGUUUUGUGAGAGCCUUGAGUGCCAGUAACCAGUGCCUCUUCUACUGACAUCGAACAAAGACGCUCCAGUAAAAUAAAUUACACCAGUGUCUUCCAAUAUCAUCGCUGAGCGAGGAAUCAAGGUAUCUGAGGGUGAGAAUGGUGCUGCCUGUGCUUGGUGCCCUGGCAGGGUUGGUCAAGGUGCGUUACUCUCGCACUCUUGUUGAUAGUCAGAUCUUCCGGUUGCAUUACCACUGGACGGCAGCCUUCUGCUUCAUUUGCUGCGCCCUCGUCACCGCCUCCGAAUACAUUGGUAGUACUAUAGAGUGUUUGUCUGGCCAGACUGACGUUCCUAAACCCAUCACCACCUACUGCUGGAUAUCAUCUACCUUCACUAUCAACUCUACUGGUGCAAUAGUUGGUGUAGGACCAUACAACCCCAAGUACCAUCAGCAACGCUUCCAUACAUACUACCAGUGGGUCCCAGUAGUGCUCUUCAUCCAGGGUUGUUUCUUCUAUCUUCCACACUUGAUAUGGAAGAGUUGUGAGGGUAAGCAAGUGGACUUCUUACUUCAGGACCUCAACAAGAGUCUCUUUGAUGACGAUGCUGACAAGAAGAAAGAAAAUAUUAUCAAGUACCUGAAGGAGUCUCAGGGUCUCAAUAUGAACUAUUUCGCCGUGUACUUCAUGUGUGAGGUGCUCAACCUCGUGAAUGUUGUGGGUCAGAUGUUUCUCAUGAACCUCUUCCUCGGGGGGUUCUUCAUGAAAUACGGUAUUAAGGUGAUCGCAUUCUUUGCGGCUGACGACCUGAAGAGGAACGACGCCCUGAUGGAGACCUUCCCGAGGAUGACCAAGUGCUUCUUCCACAUGUUUGGAUCCUCAGGAGAAAUAGAGAAGAAGGAUGUGCUCUGUGUCCUUCCCCAGAACAUUAUCAACGAGAAGAUCUAUCUGGUGAUGUGGUUCUGGUUCAUCAUUCUCACUAUUCUUACUAUCUUACAGGUCUUGUGGCUGGUGGCAACAUUCGUCAGCGAUGCAUUGCGACUUCGACUACUGCAGCUCAUGGCUAAAACUACGUUUUCCCCAAGACUAGAACAAGCCAUACGUCACAUGCAUCUAGGUGACUACUGCCUCCUCCACAGCAUAGGAAGGAAUCUAGAUGUUCUUAACUUCAGGGACAUCUUGCAAGGCAUCACAGAAGCUGCAGAAGAUAACGACCACAGUCCCAGCGCCCCGCCCUAUGGAACAUAUCGUCCCAUUCAUGCACUUGGGGACCCUGAUAUGAUCCCACGCAAGCGUCAAAUGAUAAUGGAAACAAUCCAGUAGAAAUACGUUACCAGCAUUUUUGUUCUUGAUACUAUUCAGAGAAGGAAUAAUGCAAGAGAAGGCGUGAAACAUGGUACCUGUAGUCUGUACAAGGUUCCGAAGUUCAUUGGCCCCCGCGGCCCGGUUAUACACCAGGCCUCCAGGUUGAUGGCCUAGUCAGUCAGGUUGUUCGUUAAGGAUAUUUUUCACAGUCUGUCAUGUCACCAGUUUCCGGUAGUGUUGUUACAGUGUGCAGAAGGUAACCAGUUCCUCCAGCUUAUAAUUAUCUGGAGCUGAUGGGAUCUCAUUACACAUUAAUGGAAUAGUUUUGACUGGCGGGAUUCGUCCUAAAGGUCAAAUUUCUGUAUAUAUUUACUUAAAAUAUUUUAUGUAAUUAAUGUGCGAGGCCACGAGAUAGAUAAUAUCAUCGCGAGGCUAUGACUUGUACCUUGUUGUGAUUCCUUGAUUCACCUUGCUGUGAUUCCUUGAUUCACCUUGCUGUGAUUCUUUGAUUCACCUUGCUGUGAUUCCUUGAUUCACCUUACUGUGAUUCCUUGAUUCACCUUGCUGUGAUUCCUUGAUUCACCUUAC
Molecule: messenger RNA, 1982 nt
Organism: Cherax quadricarinatus
Lineage: Eukaryota; Metazoa; Arthropoda; Malacostraca; Decapoda; Parastacidae
Source: RefSeq, a predicted model, not a curated record